ACAUUCUAUGUAUCUACAGCACGCAAGUGUACGACCGUUCUAGAACUCAGACAAAAACUGCACGUGCAGCUUAGCAGCAGUAGCGGUUACUUCUUCCUCACGUCUAGAGCGCGUUCACUGGCCGUAAGACGUCACGCACAACAUGGCGGCGCACAUAGCAAGACGGUCUUAUUUACUUUGUCGUAGCGCAGGAAUAAAUGUGAUUCCACUGCAGCUAAGACCAAAGAUUAUCGCACGAGGGGACGUUAUUAAGAGCACUUUACAGCCAGGUGUUUGUUACGGGACUCGAGAGACAGACACCAGACAGGACGCCCAAGUUCACGUUCCAGUGGACCGUCUGACAAUAUCUUACAGCAGAAGCAGUGGUGCUGGUGGUCAGCAUGUCAAUAAAGUCAGCACAAAAGCAGAGGUCCGAUUCCAUGUGCAAACAGCAGACUGGCUCCCAGACGAUGUUCGACAGAAAAUCUUUGAGCAGAACAAAAACCGCAUCAAUAAGGCCGGAGAGCUGCUGGUGACCUCUGAGCUGAGCAGGAGUCAGCAGAGAAACCUAUCUGACUGUAUACAGAAGAUUUCUGCCAUCAUAGCUGAGGCCAGCAAGAAACCACAUGAACCUACAGCAGAGGACAUCGCGCUUAGGGAAGCCAGGUUAGAGAAGAGGAACAAAGAGCGUCUCAAACAGAGGAAAAUCCACUCAGCAACCAAGCAGGGCAGACGAGUGGACUUUGACUAACUGUUGUUUCUAUCUCCAAUGACUGAUUUAACUGUGUUGUAAAUAAAUACAGCUAAAUGAUA
Molecule: messenger RNA, 792 nt
Organism: Lates calcarifer (barramundi perch)
Lineage: Eukaryota; Metazoa; Chordata; Actinopteri; Centropomidae
Gene: mrpl58
Product: mitochondrial ribosomal protein L58
Exons: 6
Coding region: 143-730 (195 amino acids)
Biological process (GO): mitochondrial translational termination
Cellular component (GO): mitochondrial large ribosomal subunit
Molecular function (GO): translation release factor activity
Source: RefSeq, a predicted model, not a curated record